UGGUGCGUUUUCUCAUCCAAUCUUGUCUUAUGACGUUCCACUGGAAAGCCUGUGACAUUCCUUAUUGGGCGUUCGUGAAUCCAUGACAGUUGCCUUGUUUACAUCCGCAGAAAAUCAUUUCGUGUGCAAAUUUCUCGACAAAUAGGCAUCAUGCCGAAGUAUUAUUGCGAUUAUUGUGACACGUACCUCACGCACGACUCCCCGAGCGUGCGUAAGACGCACUGUACGGGCCGCAAGCACAAGGACAACGUGAAAUUCUACUACCAAAAGUGGAUGGAGGAGCAGGCGCAGAACCUCAUCGAUGCCACCACGGCCGCGUUCAAGGCGGGCAAGAUAGCACAGAAUCCCUUCGCCCAGCCGCCGCCGAAGGGCGUCGCCAUUCCCCCGCCCAACACACUGGCGCCCCCGCCUCGGCCGGGCAUGAUGCCAGCGGGAAUUCCGCACGGCGCGCCCGGAAUGCCGCAGAUGAUGAUGGGGCCACACAUGAUGGGCAUCCGGCCGCCGUCCAUGAUGGGCCUGGGCCCGGGCAUGAUGGCGCCGCCACCCAUGGGACAGUACCGCUCGAUGGUCAACGGGCCGCCGCCGCAACUGAAACCGUCAUAAGAAUCGUGAACUUCUGUAAAUGCCAGCUAUAU
Molecule: messenger RNA, 635 nt
Organism: Phlebotomus argentipes
Lineage: Eukaryota; Metazoa; Arthropoda; Insecta; Diptera; Psychodidae
Gene: snRNP-U1-C
Product: U1 small nuclear ribonucleoprotein C
Exons: 1
Coding region: 151-603 (150 amino acids)
Biological process (GO): mRNA 5'-splice site recognition; spliceosomal snRNP assembly; mRNA splicing, via spliceosome
Cellular component (GO): nucleus; U1 snRNP
Molecular function (GO): pre-mRNA 5'-splice site binding; zinc ion binding
Source: RefSeq, a predicted model, not a curated record